UAUAUAAGUUAUUUCUAAUUAUUGCAUUAAUUUAAUUAUAUAUUUUUUAUCAUUAAAUUUAACCUGGAGACUUCCGCUCGGAUUCAAUCCAGAUCGGUGAUGAAAUUUCAGCCCGAAGUUCUCAGGUUGAAUAAGCCAAUAAAUGUUAUCAUUUCUUUUGUUACGUGCACUGCUAUGUUACGUAUAAUUGCGCGAUCCGAUUAAUCAGUCUAAGUUUUGCAUUCGUUAAGCUAACACAAUGUGUUUUGCACAUACUGCCCAGGUGCAUGUGCAACUACUAAAGAAUCCGCUGCCAGAUGUCAUACCAAUCUUUAGACCACCCCCGAUUGUUGAAGAUGCACUCUCCGAUGAUGAGAUCAUCAAUAAUAACGUCAAUGUUGUCAUUGAGACAGAAGAUCUAAAUGAUCAGGAGAAUUUUCGGCAAGUGAAAAUCGUGCCCGAUUUCCAUGUACGUCAUAACGCUGAUAAUGAGGAGGAGCGUAACAAUACCAACAUCAUCAGCAUCAGGGAGGAUAACACAAGAUUCUUUUGGUACAACUACAUGUUUGGAGCAUUGAUUGUAAUACUAUUUAUUGUUAUCUAUUUCAUUCAAAUGUGAA
Messenger RNA from Nicrophorus vespilloides, 599 nucleotides. RefSeq lists its product as uncharacterized. The coding region runs from base 239 to 598 and encodes 119 amino acids. The record is from RefSeq and is a predicted model, not a curated record. The transcript is spliced from 2 exons. NCBI's taxonomy places the organism in Eukaryota, Metazoa, Arthropoda, Insecta, Coleoptera, Silphidae.